Molecule: messenger RNA, 2363 nt
Organism: Colossoma macropomum (tambaqui)
Lineage: Eukaryota; Metazoa; Chordata; Actinopteri; Characiformes; Serrasalmidae
Gene: zmpste24
Product: zinc metallopeptidase, STE24 homolog
Exons: 10
Coding region: 283-1695 (470 amino acids)
Biological process (GO): CAAX-box protein processing
Cellular component (GO): endoplasmic reticulum membrane
Molecular function (GO): metalloendopeptidase activity
Source: RefSeq, a predicted model, not a curated record
CACUUCCACAUGAACAGGGAGGGAAGUGCCGUUAUUGGAUCAUGACUUAACGCUGUCAGCGGCUUCUAGAAGCUCAUUUUAACAUCAGUUCUGAUGAGAAAAAAUCACAAACCUUAAUAACAUCUCAGUCGUGUAGUUUCCUAAGGAUCCGCGCUCGCUGUGUGGAGCUAACAGCUGCCGUUUGAAUGAAUGAUAGCCUCUUAGCUGACCUAGCGAGCUAACCGCUGCUGUGUUGACUGAGCCCCGCUAACGGCGGUCUGGGUAAGGCCGAAACAAACCACCAUGCUGAGAGAAAUAGCCGAGCUCCCCGCUGAGGAUAAGAUAUUUUACGCCGUCCUGGUGUUUUCCUGGACGGUAUAUCUAUGGGAGGCCUACCUCGCCUUUAGACAGAGGAGGAUAUACAGGUCGACCAUGCACGUGCCCACAGAGCUGGGGAAGAUUAUGGAUGCCGAGACCUUUGAGAAGUCACGACUCUACCAGUUAGACAAAAGCAACUUCGGCUUCUGGUCUGGACUUUACUCUGAGACCGAGGGGACGCUGAUUCUGCUGCUGGGAGGGAUCCCGUUCCUCUGGAGGAUCUCGGGGAUUGUGACUGCUCGAUUUGGCCUAGGACCAGAGUAUGAGAUUUCCCAGUCUCUAGUCUUCUUGAUGCUGGCAACUCUGUUCAGUGCCCUCACAGGCCUCCCGUGGAGCCUCUACAACACGUUUGUCAUUGAGGAGAAGCACGGCUUCAACCAGCAGACAUUAGGGUUCUUCCUGAAGGACGCCCUGAAGAAGUUUGCGGUGACUCAGUGUAUUCUGCUGCCUGUGACCUCCCUGCUCCUCUACAUCAUCAAGAUCGGUGGAGAUUACUUCUUCAUCUACGCCUGGCUCUUCACUCUCAUCGUCUCUCUGGUCCUGGUGACCAUCUAUGCCGACUACAUCGCCCCACUUUUUGAUAAAUUCACCCCACUGCCGGAGGGAGAGCUGAAAACAGACAUCGAGAGCAUGGCCAAGUCUAUCAGCUUCCCCCUCACCAAGAUCUACGUGGUUGAAGGCUCUAAAAGGUCGUCCCACAGUAACGCUUACUUCUACGGCUUCUUUAAGAACAAGCGCAUCGUGCUGUUUGACACGCUGCUGGAGGAUUACUCUCCUCUGAACAAGAGCGGUGAGGGAGAGAGCUCUACAGAGCAGAAGGACGAGAAUGAGGCGUCAGGUGACGAGAGCAAGCUCAAACCCAAGAAUAAGAAGCAAGGCUGCAGUAACUCAGAGGUCCUGGCUGUUCUUGGUCAUGAACUUGGACACUGGAAACUGGGCCACACCGUGAAGAACAUCGUUAUUAGCCAGAUGAACUCCUUCCUCUGCUUCUUCCUCUUUGCUGCUCUGAUUGGUCGGAAAGAACUCUUCCUGGCCUUUGGUUUCCAUGACAGCCAGCCAACUCUCAUUGGACUAAUGAUCAUCUUCCAGUUCAUCUUCUCACCCUACAACGAGUUGCUGUCAUUCUGCCUGACUGUGCUGAGUCGUCGGUUUGAGUUCCAGGCGGACGCGUUUGCUCGGGGCAUGGGUCGAUCUGCAGAGCUUUACUCCGCACUCAUCAAGCUCAACAAAGACAACCUGGGCUUCCCCGUGGCCGACUGGCUCUUCUCUAUGUGGCACUAUUCCCACCCGCCGCUACUGGAGCGCCUGAGAGCCCUGACCGGCCCCAAGCAGGACUGACGGUUCCACAAGGGGGCGUCACGCUCACCACCCAGGAAAGGCCUCCGCCGGCCACUUCUGGCCAUUUAAAGAAAAGAAAAAAAAAUGUUUCUCAGUCUCUCUCUAUCUCUUUUUCUUGCUUUUACUUUUUUACUUCUUUGUUUUUGAGCCCUUCCCAUAUUUUGUGCCCAUUUUGGUUAGUUGAGUUUGCUUGAAAUGGCACUAAGCCUAAUGCACUAGUUCUCAAGUCCAGUCUUGCGGAUGCUUUGUGCUGCACGGUUUUAAGUAACACACCUGAUCAAGCCAGUCAAAUGAAUGUCUGUCCAUGCUCCCUCCACAAAAGUGUUCUUAGCAACUGUGGCUGGGUUAUACAAGCUUAACAGAAUGUUUAGAAAAAUCUCAUUCUACCUAAAUACAAAUUGUAGCGCGCUUUACUUAGAUUUGCUAUGUUAAUGUUACCAAGACUAUGAAUUUGUAGCUAAUUGAAACUAAACAUGUUGGAAAAAACAUAAAACAAUGCUACUGAGUGAGUUUAUAUGCAAUCAAUAAUCUGAUCUUAAUUGGAUUUCUGCAUUCAUCUGAUUAUUCAAAUGGUCAUGUAAACGGCACACUCUGAUUUCAAAGAUCAGAGUAUGGUCUAGAAAUCUGAUUAAGAACUCCAAUAAAGAGAGGUGGAUUUUUAGCUCUAA